AUUGUAACCACGGUUUUGAAUCGUCAUGUUGUGAUCAGCAAUGAAUCAAAUAUAUUUUCAAGUUUUAUACAGCUCAUUCAUGUAGGCCUAUACACUUCCCUGUGUUCACUGUGUGUCAUCUAUUGUUUUCUUUGUCUAGAGGAAAUCCAAGAUCUCAGCUUCAAGGAAGCUGAUGCUCAAGAGUCUGAUGGUGGCAAAAGCUAAGGAGGAGCUGGAGCAGGAGGUCAUGGUCAAGGAGGAUGAAAAGGACAAGUACCUGUCAGAGAGAGCUCCUCCACUUCAAACGAGUGGCAUGACCAUCGGCCAGCUACAGGACUUGUGCCGAGAGCUUCACUCCAAGAUAGAUGAGGUGGAUGAAGAGCGCUACGACAUUGAGGCCAAAGUCAUGCUCAACACUCGGGAGAUCAAGGACCUGAACAUCAAAGUGCUGGACCUGAGGGGCAAGUUCAAGAGGCCCAGCCUGAGGCGUGUCCGGGUGUCGGCCGACGCCAUCCUGCGCUCCCUGCUGGGCUCCAAGCACAAGGUGUCCAUGGACCUCAGGGCCAACCUCAAGUCUGUGAAGAAGGAGGACACUGAGAAGAAGAGGCCGGUGGAGGACAGUGACUGGAGGAAGAACGUGGAGGCCAUGUCAGGGAUGGAGGGCAGGAAGAAAAUGUUUGAUGCUGCCAGUGGCCCCGCCCAGUGAGGGACCAGCCAAUCAGAAGGGAAGGAUGUUGGUUUUAUACAACACAUGGCUGACUGGAAGAGUGACUGACGAAUAGAACUCAGCAGAUCUAUGACCCUCUUUUUGAAUUUUCCAAACCUAUUUGUUUUAUUUAGUGCUAUUUACAGGAGAAGUGAACACUGAACUAAGAUAAAUUCCAACCAGAGGGUAGUCAUAUAUAUGUGAGCGAUGUCAGUCUAAUAUUAGCAGUCAUUGUUUGAAAUAUGAGAAUUCCUUUUUUCUGUUCUUGUUUUUGUUAUUUAAGAAAGAUCCAACUUGCUUUACUGUAAUGAUCAAGUUUGUAGUUGCACAUUGUAAUGGAAAUGUGUGAGUUUCAAUAUGUGCAUCUCCACUGAUGCCAAAAUAAAAAAAGGUCA
Molecule: messenger RNA, 1080 nt
Organism: Gadus chalcogrammus (walleye pollock)
Lineage: Eukaryota; Metazoa; Chordata; Actinopteri; Gadiformes; Gadidae
Gene: tnni1a
Product: troponin I type 1a (skeletal, slow)
Exons: 5
Coding region: 173-685 (170 amino acids)
Biological process (GO): muscle contraction
Cellular component (GO): troponin complex
Source: RefSeq, a predicted model, not a curated record